Molecule: messenger RNA, 715 nt
Organism: Lactuca saligna
Lineage: Eukaryota; Viridiplantae; Streptophyta; Magnoliopsida; Asterales; Asteraceae
Source: the annotation of a GenBank genome assembly
UAAGCACCUUCACCGAACAAUUUGUUUUCAUUCAAAGACAAAUUCAUUUAGAACCUCCGAAUCCGAAUGAUUCAGAAGUUGCCAAACAACCCUUAAAUAUAAAAUUAUCCAAAUAAACACACAUCUUACGAAUUAUGAUUUUUAGUAUUCACCUAUUGGACGGAUAUAUGCAAAAUAAAUAUGUGGGCGAAUGGGGUUUAUCGGCUUUCUUCAUCUCCAAUAUUCAGAUUCAGAUGGAUGUUGAGGCGUCACUCCUCCAGCAAGCUGUUUGUCGGAGGGCUUUCGUAUGAUACACAUGAACCAGUGUUAAAACAUGUAUUUGAGCAGCAUGGAGAAUUAAUUGAAGUUAGGGUUAUAUGCGAUCACAAGAGUGGGAAAUCAAAAGGAUAUGGAUUUGUGCAUUUUGUUUCUGAGGAGUCUGCUACCAAAGCCUUAGCAGAAAUGGAUGGUCAGCUACUUGAUGGUAGAAAUAUUCGGAUCCAUUAUGCAAAUAAGAAAUAACAUCAACAAUGCCAGGGUUUUGCUUGAUCAAACUCAGAUGAGAAAAUUCAGAGAGAGCAGAUACGAUUAGAUUUUUGGGCUGCUAUAUAACUUGUGAUUCUUUCUUCUUCUAUCCAUGUAAAAGUAGAAAAGAAGCUUUUACUCCCUACAGUUGAAACCAAUCAUCUUUUCUUCUUAUGCUUUGUACACAAUUAUUUUCUUCCUUUUACAUGAG